GCAGCGGCAGCCGCUGCUCACAGCUCGGCGAGGAGGGAGCGGGCGCCUGGGAGACGGUGACUCAGAGGCUGAGCGGCGCACGGGCCAAGGAGCACCGGCGUCCAUGGACCCAGGGGGCCCCCUCAGAACAAGGUGACGCCCAACUUGCCCCACAGCUACCUCAGGGAGGAGCUGUGUCUUCUCCAUGGACUUCCAGGAUCGGGACCCCCCAUCCCUGGCCGAGAGUGUCCAGUCUACAAAGCCCAGCAGCAUCCAUCAGGCCUCAGAGCUGUGGGAAGUGGUGGAGGAACCUCGGGGUAGGCUGGGGCCUGAGGGGCUCUUGCCCCAACGACAGGAAGGUCACCUGCUGAAGAAGAGGAAGUGGCCUCUGAAGGGCUGGCACAAGAGAUACUUUGUCCUGGAAGAUGGAAUCCUGCACUACGCAACUACCCGGCAGGAUGUUACCAAGGGAAAGCUCCAUGGCUCCAUUGAUGUCCGAUUGUCCGUCAUGUCCAUCAACAGAAAGGCCCAACGCAUUGACCUGGACACCGAAGACAAUAUCUACCACCUCAAGAUCAAAUCCCAGGAUGUGUUCCAGAGCUGGGUGGCCCAGCUGCGUGCCCACCGCCUGGCCCAGCGCCUGGACAUGUCACGAGGCUCACUGCCCAGCACUGCUCACCGCAAGGUUCCUGGUGCCCAAACAGCAGGGGGCACUGCGGCUCUCCCUGGGCUGGGGCCACGGGAGAAGGUGUCCUCCUGGCUGAGGGGCAGCGAUGGGCUGGAUCGCUGUUCCCAUGAGCUCUCCGAGUGCCAGGGCAAGCUCCAGGAGCUGCACCGGCUCCUCCAGGGCCUGGAAUCCCUACAUCGAAUCCCCUCUGCCCCUGUCAUCCCCACACACCAGGCCUCCGUGACAACCGAGAGGCCCAAGAAGGGGAAGCGGACGAGCCGAAUGUGGUGCACCCAGAGCUUUGCCAAAGAUGAUACCAUUGGACGGGUCGCGCGUCUCCACGGCUCAGUCCCCAACCUGUCUCGUUAUCUGGAGUCCCGGGACCCCUCAGGUCCCCGAGGACUUCCGCCCCCUGACUAUGCUCACCUGCAGCGUAGUUUCUGGGCCCUGGCCCAGAAGGUGCACACCUCCCUCAGCAGUGUCCUGGCUGCCCUGACCAAUGAGCGGGACCGACUCAGGGACCUGCACCAAGGCUCCGAGCUGCCAAGGCUGGGGGUCUCUGAGGCCUCCACUGGCUCGAGGCGCCUCCAUUCUCUUUCCAUUUCCUCGGACACCACUGUGGACUCCUUCAGCUCCCUGAACCCUGAAGAGCAGGAAGCUCUGUACAUGAAGGGCCGAGAGCUGACCCCCCAGCUCUCCCAAAGCAGCGUCCUGUCCCUCGCCGACUCACACACAGAGUUCUUUGAUGCCUGUGAGGUCCUCUUGUCCGCCAGCUCUUCUGAGAAUGAGGGCUCUGAGGAAGAGGAAUCGUGCGCCAGCGAAGUCACCACCAGCCUGUCAGAGGAGCUGCUGGAGCUCAGGGGAGCAGAGCCAUGGCAGAAAGGGGUGUGUGUUCCAGGGAGAGCCCCCGGACCCCCCCGCCGCCGUUGCCUGCCAGCGGCCAGCGGCCCAGGAGCUGACGUGAGCCUGUGGAACAUCCUGCGAAACAACAUCGGCAAAGACCUGUCCAAGGUGUCGAUGCCCGUGCAGCUCAACGAGCCGCUCAACACGCUGCAGCGGUUGUGCGAAGAGCUGGAGUACAGCAGCCUUUUGGACCAGGCCAGCCGCCUGGCUGACCCCUGCGAGCGCAUGGUAUACGUGGCCGCCUUCGCUGUAUCAGCCUACUCAUCCACCUAUCACCGGGCAGGCUGCAAACCCUUCAACCCUGUCCUAGGAGAGACCUAUGAGUGUGAGCGGCCUGACCGGGGCUUCCGCUUCAUCAGUGAGCAGGUCUCUCACCAUCCCCCCAUCUCUGCGUGCCAUGCGGAGUCUGAGAACUUCAUCUUCUGGCAAGACAUGAAGUGGAAAAACAAGUUUUGGGGCAAAUCUCUCGAGAUUGUGCCAGUGGGGACAGUCAAUGUACGCCUGCCCAGGUUCGGGGAUCACUUUGAGUGGAACAAGGUGACAUCUUGCAUCCACAACAUCCUAAGCGGCCAGCGCUGGAUUGAGCACUAUGGGGAGGUGCUGAUCCGGAAUACCCAGGACAACUCCUGCCACUGCAAAAUCACCUUCUGCAAGGCCAAGUACUGGAGCUCCAAUGUCCACGAGGUGCAGGGCGCCGUGUUCAGCCGGAGUGGCCGUGUCCUCCAUCGGCUCUUUGGGAAGUGGCACGAGGGGCUAUACCGAGGACCCCCAGCCAGUGGUCAGUGCAUCUGGAAGCCCAACUCGAUGCCCCCAAACCACGAGCGAAACUUCGGCUUCACUCAGUUUGCCUUGGAGCUGAACGAGCUGACAUCGGAGCUGAAACGGUCGCUGCCUUCUACGGACACUCGGCUCCGGCCAGACCAGAGGUACUUGGAAGAAGGGAACAUCCAGGCUGCUGAAGCCCAGAAGAGAAGGAUUGAGCAGCUGCAGCGAGACCGGCGCCGAGUGAUGGAGGAGAACAACAUUGCCCACCAGGCUCGCUUUUUCAGGCGGCAGACGGACAGCAGCGGGAAGGAGUGGUGGGUGACCAACAACACGUACUGGCGACUUCGGGCUGAACCCGGCUACGGGAACCUUGACGGGGCGGUGCUCUGGUAGCCCCGGCUUCUGGGGCAGGAGACUCAACUUCCUGUCUCCUGCCUCCACUCCCCUCGGACACACAGUGAGGCCAAGUUCCCCCUCUCACUGCCCUGAAGACCGAAGGAGACCCAGAGGGCACCUCUGGCUCUGCCCUCUCCCCUCUGCUGGCCGGAGGGGCUGAACACCUCAGCACAUUGCCCAUUCCGUGUUUGGGGUGGAAAACUGAAUUCUUGCUCUUCCAGUCUUGUUGCCCCAGACCACCGGCAUGUAAGAUCCUUCUUGCUCUGUCUUCCCCUUUUCUCUUCCGUCCCGGUUACUUAGGGGAGACGUCAGGCUCUCCAGGACCUGUUCCCCAUUUCAGUGCCUUCCUAGGACACAGGGGACCCCUUGACGCUCCCCAGGCUUCCUAUGCCCCAAGCCCGGCCUCAACUGUUGCAGUUGGAUGCGUGAAGGAGAGGAGAAAGGUUUCUCUGGCCCUCCCGGCCCUUCCCUGGAUCCCAGCUCCAGCAUCUUCCCUGUCCCAGCCCUAUGAGGUUCCCUUGGCUCAGUCCCCAAACUGCAAAAACGCCUGCAGCUUCCAGGUCCUUCCUCCGUCCUCAAGUGGUUUCCUUCAGACCCAGCUCACUGGAUCCCCUCGAACUGACAAAACCUCUCCAAGAGGUGGGAGCAGACGGAGCAGACAAGGCUUCCUGGCUCUGUCCCCACCCCAGUGCGUGAGCACAUGUGUGUUGUGUGUGUCAGAGACUGUGUCCUGUGUGUGUUGUGUACUGCUCGCAGGCGAGCGGGGUCCCUGAUGUAGCCAGACGCCCUGCUGCUAGGCGUCCCCCAACGUUGCUGCUCAUUCUUGCAGUCUGCCUCUGAAGACGGUGAAUGGCUGUGACAUUCCAAGCUCCAAUAAAAAUGGUACUGAAAUUUG
Messenger RNA from Suncus etruscus (white-toothed pygmy shrew), 3605 nucleotides. RefSeq names its product oxysterol binding protein like 7 (gene OSBPL7). The record is from RefSeq and is a predicted model, not a curated record. Gene Ontology annotation, molecular function: cholesterol binding. NCBI's taxonomy places the organism in Eukaryota, Metazoa, Chordata, Mammalia, Eulipotyphla, Soricidae. Gene Ontology annotation, cellular component: plasma membrane; intracellular membrane-bounded organelle; cytosol.